This is a messenger RNA of Scaptodrosophila lebanonensis, 2349 nucleotides long. RefSeq names its product ribosome-releasing factor 2, mitochondrial (gene mRRF2). The transcript is spliced from 9 exons. Gene Ontology annotation, molecular function: GTP binding; GTPase activity. Lineage: Eukaryota; Metazoa; Arthropoda; Insecta; Diptera; Drosophilidae. The record is from RefSeq and is a predicted model, not a curated record. Gene Ontology annotation, cellular component: mitochondrion. The coding region runs from base 12 to 2243 and encodes 743 amino acids. Gene Ontology annotation, biological process: ribosome disassembly; mitochondrial translation.
UUUAUAGAAAAAUGUUUCAGCAUGCAGUGCCUCCAAUGCGGAUAUCAUUUGUGCGAACUAGAAGAAAGUUGCUUCAGCUGUCAAGCAGCAUUAUCAGACGCUAUUGCAGUAAAGGAACAGCUGAUAUUAGAAAUAUUGGCAUAUUGGCACACAUAGAUGCAGGAAAAACCACAACCACUGAGCGCAUGCUGUUCUAUGCCGGCAAGACGCACAACUUGGGCGAAGUGCAUCGUGGAAAUACAGUGACCGAUUACCUAACUCAGGAACGGGAGCGCGGCAUAACCAUAUGUAGCUCAGCCGUUACGUUUCCCUGGAAUGGAAAGCGCAUAAACUUGUUGGAUACGCCCGGCCACAUUGACUUCACCAUGGAGGUAGAGCAAUCCUUGCAUGCAGUUGAUGGCGUUAUUGUCGUACUGGAUGGCACGGCGGGUGUCGAGGCCCAAACAGUGACUGUGUGGACGCAGGCAUCAAAACAUAAUUUGCCGCGUUUAGUAUUUGUAAAUAAAAUGGACCGACCAGACGCCGACUUUGAAAAAUGCGUUGAAGAUUUGAGAACAAAGCUGGACACUCGACCCAUUUGUACUCAAUAUCCUGCAAAAAACGACGAGGGGCACUUAAGCAUAUACGACGUCAUUACAUUGGAGCAGGUUCAUUGGCAACAAAAGGACUUUGGCCGUAGCUAUAAGAAAGUCAAAGUAGAGCCUUCAGAUACGCUGCGCACACUAGAGGAGAAGCGCAACGAAUUAAUUGACCAGCUAUCUGGACUCGAUGAUGAAUUAGCUGAAGUUGUCAUCAGCACAGAGGGCUUUGAUAAAGUCAGCAACGAGCUGAUUGGCCACGCCCUCCGUCGCGCCACAUGUCAACAAAAGGUGGUACCUGUGUUGCUCGGCUCUGCUUACAAAAACAUUGGCAUACAACGCUUGAUGGACUCUGUAAACGCGUAUUUGCCGGCCCCCCACGAACGGAACCAGAUCUAUGAUUGCUUUGGCAAUGAUCUGGCGGCUAAAGUGUUUAAAAUUGUACACGACAAGCAGCGCGGUCCAUUGACAUUGAUACGCGUUCUGCGCGGCGAAUUAAAAAGAGGCAUGCGCCUUGUUUCCUCCCGUGGACAGGCAGAGGUUGUGUCCAAAAUUUAUGAGCCUCUUGCCGAUGAGUAUAGAGAAAUGGCCGUGAUUAAGUGCGGUGAUGUUGGCAUUUGUUCAGGUUUGAAGUCGACUGUGACGGGUGAUUUGCUCACAGCUAGUCAGACAUCGCUAAAGAAUGCAGAGAAGCGUCUACGACAGAGUCAAGGCCUGUCAAAGGAAGCAUUAGAAGAGGAUGAUGCUGCAAAUGAAAUGUUUGAUAUAGAACCACAAAUACCGGAUGCUGUCUACUUCUGCUCAAUUGAACCACCAAGCAUAUCCUCACAAACAGCCAUGGAGCUGGCGCUCAAACAGUUGCAACGCGAAGAUCCUAGUCUGCGUGUAAGCUACGAUGCUGUUACCGGUCAAACCGUGCUCGGCGGUAUGGGCGAAUUGCACAUGGACAUUAUUAAAUCGCGUAUUCUAAGCGAUUAUAAAAUUGACGUAGACCUAGGCCCGUUACAAAUAGCCUAUAAAGAGACUAUCGAAGCACCAGCUAUAACAACAUUGAACGUUGAAAAGGAAAUUGUGGGUAGCAAGCAGAAUGUUUCUAUCACAUUGGAGCUAGUCAAAGAUCACAGCGAAUUAUUUAGUUUAGAUAAAUCACCAGAAAAUAUGAACAACCUGAAUGCUUUACGACCACGAAUUUUACAAGUGCUGCGUAAAGGAGCAAUCAGUGCCUUGGAGCGCGGACCACGUGUUGGCGGUCAGGUGGUUGACACCCAAAUACGUCUACACAAUGCUACCAUAGGACGUGGCACAGCGGACUCAUUUGUCAUGGCGACCGCUGCGCAGUGUGUGCAAAGGCUACUAGGAUUAUGUGGUACGCGUUUGUUGGAGCCCAUAAUGGCGUUGCAAAUUGUUGCACCAAAUGAGCGCAUUUCGACCAUUAUGGCCGACUUGUCCAGACGACGAGCAUUGGUCAAUGAUGUGCUGCCAAAAGGUGAUAGAAACAAGCUAAUUAUGGUAAAUGCACCGUUGGCUGAACUUUCGGGCUAUUCCAGCACUCUGCGUACUAUCAGCUCCGGUACGGCGAGCAUGACAAUGCAGCCGUGCGGCUUCGCCAACAUGAAUCCGGCAGAUGAAUCAUUAGCUGUGGAGCGCGCACAAGGAUUGGCAUGAAAGCAUCGUAAAUGAUGUCAAUAAAUAUUAACCAUGUAAAACCAUGAGAAGUCGAAUAUACAUAAACAAUAUGUAUAUGGAUAAUAUCACAACAAAUACAAAUAUU